UACGAACCGUCGCUUGAUCGAGGCCGCGGGAAAAAAUCCCGACAGACACACGGCAGAGGCAAGCAAGCCGCCACUGAUCUGCAAUGCAAUAACGUAUUUCCCGGCUGUUUCGAUCACCCGGUUGCUCCGAUCACUAGAAUACCCACACAAAAUGCGUUUUUUUGUACGCUCAUACCACAAUGUCUAUAUUAUAUCCUGGCCUUUAAUUUUAAAAUCAUAUUAUAUAUAGGUAUAACUACUUGUAAGAGAAAUAUAAGGUUAAUAUUAUAUAUAUUGCUUUUUAGAUACCUAUUUUUUAAUUUUACAUAA
Molecule: messenger RNA, 309 nt
Organism: Rasamsonia emersonii CBS 393.64
Lineage: Eukaryota; Fungi; Ascomycota; Eurotiomycetes; Eurotiales; Trichocomaceae
Exons: 1
Source: RefSeq, a predicted model, not a curated record